This is a messenger RNA of Symbiodinium natans, 970 nucleotides long. The record is from the annotation of a GenBank genome assembly. NCBI's taxonomy places the organism in Eukaryota, Dinophyceae, Suessiales, Symbiodiniaceae.
AUGGCGGCUGCGAAGCUGCGAAUUGCAAUACGCAAGGGCGAUACCUCCCACCAUCGUGCAUGCGCCAGUAUGCUUUGGGCGUUGGCAAAGCUGCAUGACAGGCUACCAAUGGCGUCACUGAAGCCAGUUUUGCUUGAUGCUGUGAAGUUGUCGGCACCCUGCAUGGAUCAUCAGCAGAUUGUUAAUGUCGCUUGGGCAAGUGCCGCCAUGCAUUUGAGCAAGCCAGAACUGGAAGACUUGUUUACGACAGUCUUGCCCAGGUUGGCCCAUCUUGUUCCAUCAAUGAAUUGUCAAGAUGUGUCAAACUCAAUUUGGUGCGUCGCAAAGAUGAGAGAUGAUUUGCCAGGGCUGCUUGACUUGCUGCCGCAGCUAGCCGCACGGGUAAAGGCAGUGGUCAGGGAGAUGGAAGGUCAAAACAUAUCUAAUAUUGUGUGGUCUGCUGCUGAGUUACGUCAGGUGUCGACGGAGCUUUUUCCACUUAUAAACAUUUUGACAGAAAGACUGGUAGAGGUAUACACGAUGCACAACAAGACUGUCAGCAUGAUGCCGCAGGUUGUCUCCAAUACUGUCUGGGCAGUUGCCAAGCUGAAGGAAUAUGUACCUCCUCCGGCAUCACACGUCGAAUCUCUGGCCCAGAUGGCAGCUGAGAUGGGGGACGUAUCUUACACUGCCCAGCAGUGUGCGAAUGUAGUCUGGGCAUUCGGAAAGCUGGAGCUGAGUAUGCAAGCAAUUUCUCCGCUGAUGCGAAAGCUUUGUGAACGUGCACUACGGAUAGCGCCAGAGUUUCAAUCAGAUCCGCAGAAUAUCUCCAACUUCUGCUGGGGCUUGGCAAACACUGGGUGGAAGGAUGCUGCUGCCCUGGAUACCCUCACCAAAGCCAUGAUGAAGGCAGUGCGUGGCAAGCAGGGGAAGAUGGUGCAGCUGGAGCUUUCUUCCCUCGUGUGGGCUCAUGCGAAGCUGGGGGUCACAG